Messenger RNA from Camelina sativa (false flax), 1887 nucleotides. Its product is annotated as dolabella-3,7-dien-18-ol synthase TPS06-like. The record is from RefSeq and is a predicted model, not a curated record. Gene Ontology annotation, biological process: diterpenoid biosynthetic process. Gene Ontology annotation, molecular function: terpene synthase activity; magnesium ion binding. Lineage: Eukaryota; Viridiplantae; Streptophyta; Magnoliopsida; Brassicales; Brassicaceae.
AUGGAGGCCAUAACAAAAUAUGGAUCUCAUUCUCAAGCUCUUGUCCUUAGUCGUUCAUGUUGGCGGCUAAACUUGGACUCUCCCUACCCCUACCCUCUUCUUGGGUCACUGUCUUUUUCUAGGAACCAAUCUCCAAAAAAAUUGUGCUUAGUUCGAGCAACGACUAAUCCUACAGAUGAUAACUCGACGGCUCGUCCGUUUACUCCGUAUCCACCAAGUCUAUGGGCUCAUCACUUCCUCUCUGCUUCCGUGGAUCACACGGAAAUGGAUGAUCUUUCGAGAGAGAUAGAGACACUUAAAACUAUAGUGAAUGCCAUGCUGCUCCCUUGUAACGGUGCUGAUGCAAAGCAGAUAACUUGUUUGAUCCAUACGCUUGUUAGUCUUGGAGUCUCUUACCAUUUUGAGGCUAAGAUUGUUGAAUUCUUAAAUGAUGCUUUCGAGAAUAUCGACGACAUGAUCAUCGACAGCAAGGAAGAUGAUCUGUACACAGUUUCUGAUAUAUUUAGGGUUUUCAGGUUAUACGGUCACAACAUAACUCCGGAUAUAUUCAACAGGUUCAAAGGACUGGGAGACAAUGGAAAUUUUAAGAAAUGUCUAACGGAUGAUGUUAGAGGUAUGCUAAGCUUCUAUGAAGCGUCGCACUUUGGGACAACGACAGAAGAUAUACUUGAAGAAGCAAUGAGUUUCACACAAAAACACUUGGAGUUAUUUGUGGUAGGCGGCGACAAAGCCACAGAUCACCCACACAUCACUAAGCUCAUACAAGCUGCUCUGUAUAUACCUCAGAAUUUCAAUUUGGAAGUCUUGGUGGCAAGGGAAUAUAUUGGCUUCUACGAACUAGAAACUGAUCACAAUGAAAUGUUACUAAAGUUGGCCAAGCUCAACUUUAGGUUCAUGCAGCUGCAUUACAUUCAAGAUCUAAAAACUUUUACAGAAUGGUGGAGGGAUCUAGAUUUAGUAUCUAAGAUACCAAAUUACUUUAGAGAGAGAUUGGCGGAGCCUUAUUUCUGGGCGACUGGGAUUUAUUACGAGCCACAGUAUUCAGCUGCGCGGAUCAUGCUGGCCAAAGCCCUCAUUGUAUUUGACAUCGUGGACACCACAUUUGAUGUAUAUGGUACUCUUGACGAAGUUAAGAGCCUUGUUCAAUCCGUUGACAGGUGGGAUUAUGACGACCUAGAUGUACUACCGGACUAUCUCAAAAUUGUCUUUAGAACAAUGUUUGACAUGUUUAAAGAAGGGCUCAAAGAAAAUGUGAGUUCAGAAAGAAGAUGCUUUAUUAUGCAAUACGCAUAUGAGCAGCUCAAGAUAGUCAUGAAAGCGUACCUGAAAGAAGCCGAAUGGUCAAAUACAGGCCAUGUGCCAAGCUAUGAAGAGUACAUAGAGGUUGGGAUGUCUUCGACCGCAGGUCAAGUGCUGCUAGCAAUCACCUUCAUUGCUAUGGGAGAUAUUGCAGGAGACGAAAUUUAUGAAUGGCUGAGGUCAAGACCAAAACUCACCCACGCUCUUAUUGCAAAAUCUCGUCUCAGAGAUGAUAUAUCUACCUUUAAGGAGGAGAUGGAGAGAGGAGAUAUUGCUAAUGGGACCAACUGUUAUACGAAGCAAUAUAUAGUAACUGAGGAAGAAGCGUGUCUUGAGUUUGAGAAAAGGACUAACCACAUGUCUAAGGUCAUGAACGAAGAGUUCUUGAAGGCAGCCAGUUUUGUACCGCUUCAUAUCCUAAGGCCUGUUUUGAAUUAUGGACGCUUAGGAGAUGUGAUCUACAAGUACGGAGAUGGGUACACCUUCGCUGGAGAGAAGAUCAAAGACUAUAUCACCUCUUUGUAUGUCGAUCUCAUCGGUACUCCUAAAGAAAAGUUGGCCAAAAAACAGAAUUGAUCAGUUUUACAG